AUGCGGCUACAAUUUGUGUUUCUCACCGUAACUACUUUCAUGCUCAUCGGCACGCAUCUGGCGGAGACUGUGCGCAAGAUUAACAUCACUACGCUCGUCAGCGUAGGUAGUCGUACGUCUAGUGACCAUGUCGACCCUCAGGAUAAGCGAGAUUCCGACGCCUCUUCCACCGAAACAGACGACUGUAGCGCGCAGAUCGUACCCAUAAGCUGUUUUGCUGUUACCAAGAGCUCUGCUUCAAGUGCUGCUUCAAGCAGGACAUCGAGCACGAUAUCAAGCACGAGCAGCACACCCAGCACGACGGUGGCCACGCCGACAAACUCAACAUCUACCACGUCAAGCGCGGCCUCCACCACUACAAACAGCGCCGAUCAUCCCAGAGAUUGCUUUGAAGCCGGCAAAGUUUGCGCGGACAUGUUUGGCAAUAUAACCACGCUCUGGAACGUACUCCCCGCCAACGUACCCCCGUCUAGCCUUGACAAAAAUUUCACCAACAUCUUCUGCGACCCCAUAAGGCGCGAGGAGCGCGAGGAAGUGCAGAUGGUCCAUUGCCGCGCAUGCUCCGAUGUUGACUCCAGCACGCACGACAUCUGGGACUCCUUCGAGAAGACGGUGAAGGGGUUCUGUACUGCUCCCUCGCCCUCCUCCGUCUAUGUGCUGUCCAAGAAAUUGCUGGCUUUUGCAAAAGAUCUAGUGAUUGACCCGUUGGGCGUGCAGCCUGAGGGGUUUGAUCCCGUCGUUGAGUUCAUGGUCACAGAAUGGGAGUGGCUGGGGGCAAAUAAGACGACAAGUACGGAUACGGCGACAACGACCGGUGGAGGGGGAGGAGGGGGAGCUACGGCUGUGCCCACGAAGGGUUUGAGCCAACUUCCUAAUAAUUGGCCUUAUACGAGGGCCGCGGUUGCGAGGAGGCCGGGCCAGACCGCUACGUUCACGGUUACCAAAGAGGGUGGGGAGGCGGAAUUUGUGGUUGUGGAGGAGAUGCUGUGGUGA
Molecule: messenger RNA, 993 nt
Organism: Didymosphaeria variabile
Lineage: Eukaryota; Fungi; Ascomycota; Dothideomycetes; Pleosporales; Didymosphaeriaceae
Exons: 1
Coding region: 1-993 (330 amino acids)
Source: RefSeq, a predicted model, not a curated record